AUGGACGCCUCUGGACGAUUUUAUCCGGGCGUCUUUGGACGAGCUUAUUUGAGCGAAAAUAAUGAAAUGACAGUAACAGCUCACGAAAUGGGUCAUUGCUUGACUUUGUCUGAUUCAUAUUCCGAUGAUCCCAAGUUCAAACGUCCGGAGGCCUCAGCAAAAAUUGGCCAGUAUGAUGAUGAAUGGGAUGUCAUGAGUGCUGAUCAUGUCAAAGCCAAUCAAACUAAAUAUGGAAUGGUUGGACCUGGCUUAAAUGGAUUUACUUUGAAACUACUUGGUUGGAUUCCAAAGGAACGUAUUUAUACAUUUGGACAAAACGGCAAAACAUCAGCUACAUUGAAUUUAACGACACUUAUGAAUCCAGCACCCGGCUAUCCAUCAUUGAUAAUUGUACCAUGCGAUCCAUCAGAUCUUCAACAUUAUUAUCUUAUUGAAAUGCGUUUCAAAGAAAAAUGGGAUGCUAGAUUUGAUCGAAAUUCUGUAUUCAUACACGAAGUCAAACAGGAUCCAAACAAAAAAACUAAAUAUUAUCGUUCAUAUCUUCUUCGAGCACGUAAUACAACACGAGAUUCUGUUAACUUUGUGAAUAUGAACGGUGUGACAAUUACUACUGGUGAAAUCAAUGUUCAAACACGAACUGUUUCUGUUAAGAUUACGACAACAAAUCCAAUUGCCAGGUCGAAAGCUACUAAACGAUUACAGGCAAAGAAUUAUUUAUUAUUAUUGAAAAAAUUUUAUGCAGCAGAAAGUGAACAAUUUAAACGAGAACUUGCUUCGUUAAUCUUGCAACGACUCACAAAAUUCUAUAAAUAA
This is a messenger RNA of Rotaria sordida, 813 nucleotides long. The record is from the annotation of a GenBank genome assembly. Lineage: Eukaryota; Metazoa; Rotifera; Eurotatoria; Philodinida; Philodinidae.